ACAGUUUCUUUGUAAAUUGAAUGGUGAAAACAUAUACAGUGGAAGCUGUCUGGAGAGAUGAUUACUGGAUUGCUAUCUCUUGUGUCGUGUGCACUGGUGACACUGACUUCUGGGAUUACAGUGUCACCAAUUGUGAGGCAAAAGCAUUACACAACGACCCCCAAAGUGCCCCAGAUGAUUGCGUAUUUCCAACCGUCGCCGCAGAUUCGUAGCAAAAAUGGGGAUAGUGUCUCAAGUGCAGCCUAUUUUGGGCAGGAUGUGAUUAAAAUUGUUCAACCGCCAGAUAAUGUGCGUGGCAAAGAGUUCAUCCGCGGAGGAUCUCGUAGUGAUCUUAAGAAUCGUGUAAAGUUAUCCCCGAAGUAUGAUUUUGCCAACCCUGGGCUCAAGUCGCUGCCCAUACAAAUUGACCCGCGGCAGCAAUACUACCAGCAACAGAAAGACUUCUUUGCGAGGUCACCCAAUAUGCGUGAUUACCAGCAGACCAAGCCCUCAAUUGGUUUCGACAUAAAUCCCGUGGUGAAUCAGCUCCAGGUGCUACGGCAUAAGCAUCGUGAUGCCUUUGCCGAGGAUGAGGGUGUUCCCAAUAUUGAUGAGAAGAAAAAACCAUCGCAACCAUUGAGAAAACCACCAAUGGGGUAUGAAAUUUUCGCAAAAGAAAAGGAAAAUUUCAGGAAAAAUAUCACACCACAGCAGCGGAGAAGGAAACAGCCACAGCGUCAGAAGGUGAAGAAAGAGGAAGAGCCUGAGGAGGUUCCUGAGAGAUUCGUACCAACUCGUCUCUAUGCUCAAGUGCGCCACUCAUCGACGCAAAAGCAUCGCCCGAGGCAACUUGAGGAGCCCCGUGCGCGGGAAAAACUUUCAAUGGCGAAAACGCAUGUUGUGUACUCUGAAGAUGGAUACGAAGACUCCAAAUACGAUCAUGGUGAUGAGGAAAAAUUCGCACAGCACCGUGAGCGCGUCAAGCGAAACGCGGAAGUAACUAAUGGUGCAGAAGAGGUGCCAAUGGCACUGGCCCUGAUUGGUGCGGGAACCAAUUUAACGGGGGAAGAGGUGCUCGAGUACUUGGAGGAAGUCAUUGCAAAUAGUUCCAAGUACCUACCAGACGAUCCACAUGAUGAUCGCUUCAGCAUCACGUCGCACCUCCUCAAUAAGACGGAGAUUGAGAAACUCUUUGCCCAACCCAUUGCCGACACCAUCGAGAGCGAAUCUCGCCAGUCAGCACACAAGGACAAAUAUCCAUUCUAUUUUCUACCAACAUCUGAGCAUUUGCCACAAUCAUCAGCUCUCAGGUAUGCUGAAACACCAAAGACCCUCCCGCGUCCCGGUGAAACUUUCUACGACACAAAAAAUGGGAAGCUUUGCGAAGAUAUUGAUCAAGACGUUGAUCCAACAAAAGACAUGGGCAAGAAGAGAAGGCUAAAUAAUCUUGGGGGGAAAAUUGACUGCAUCAGGGAGAAAUUUUUCGGCACGGAACCUCUGGAUAAUCCUAUUUUUCACGAAGAAUUCGUUGAUACGGAAAGCACAACAACUAUUAGCGUAUCAAUGAAUGAAGGAAAUUCUCUGAAGAAUCAAAAAGUCUCUCAUCACCAAAAUCCCGGAAUUAAUGUUUAUGACGAUGUUAUAAGCAACAUCAGGGCUUCCGUUGUUGCUGAUACUGUUAGUCGACAUGCAAGAAAUCGACAGGCAUACCUCAUGCUACCACCCGUGGACUCCGUGCAGGUGUUACAGCCGAAGAAGCACAAGGAGAGGAUAAAAGAUGUUCCCAAGAGCAGUGACAAGAAAAAUAGCCAAAAUUUCGCACAUCACAAUGGAUUGCCGGUGUUUGAUAUUUCCAAAUAUUUCCCACCACUGUAUGUAGUGCAACCGGAGAGUGGGAAUGUCUUGAGAAUACACCCACAGCAGAUAAUUGGGAAAUACAGAAAAAAGAUGAACAAAUCCAAAGGUAAGAGAGUGUCGCACAAGACAAAGGAUUACACCGUUUUCCCAACGAUUGAAAGUGUGACAUCGCACACCAUUCGACCCCAGCUCAUUGUACAUCCAGUAAUGUCUUCGGGGAAUCAUCCAUACCUGGCCCUGAAGAUGAAUAAACAAAGAAAAUUCCACUAUGAGGGCUUUAUUUUCCACUGACACGAGAUAAAUUAAUAAUUAAAUGACGAAUACUGGCAAGUUGUCUUGUUCACCUGUAAGAAAAUUGGAUUUUCAGAUAGAACUUUAACUGUUCUUUUUUAAAACAGUUCUUAAGUUUCUAAAACUAAAAUUAAAUUUUAGAAUCUGGAAGAAAUUUUAAUUCUGUUAUGUAACCGUUUGUUGGAGCUUAAUAAACUUUAUUUAUUUUUAAUA
Messenger RNA from Lutzomyia longipalpis, 2340 nucleotides. RefSeq lists its product as uncharacterized. The coding region runs from base 58 to 2127 and encodes 689 amino acids. The record is from RefSeq and is a predicted model, not a curated record. Lineage: Eukaryota; Metazoa; Arthropoda; Insecta; Diptera; Psychodidae. The transcript is spliced from 2 exons.